Brugia malayi is the source of this 165-nucleotide messenger RNA. RefSeq lists its product as uncharacterized. The record is from RefSeq and is a predicted model, not a curated record. The transcript has 2 exons. Bases 1 to 165 code for a protein of 54 amino acids. Lineage: Eukaryota; Metazoa; Nematoda; Chromadorea; Rhabditida; Onchocercidae.
AUGGACCAUCCAACAUCGCCAAUCUUUGCUACAGUGGCACAACCAAAUCAACUCUGGGUCAUAAGAGAUGAAAAAGAGAAUGGAAUAACUUACAUUAAAUUCUCUUGUCAACAUUUAUUGAUAGCUCGCGUCAACAAUAUAAGAACAGAAACUGUUAACACAUAA